This is a messenger RNA of Aureobasidium pullulans EXF-150, 910 nucleotides long. RefSeq lists its product as uncharacterized. NCBI's taxonomy places the organism in Eukaryota, Fungi, Ascomycota, Dothideomycetes, Dothideales, Saccotheciaceae. The record is from RefSeq and is a predicted model, not a curated record. The coding region runs from base 175 to 744 and encodes 189 amino acids. The transcript is spliced from 2 exons.
AACUGCAGCCACGCGAGGGAGGCGCAAACAUGAAACUAUUUCCGGCUGUAGGAUUCAUAAAGCAGGCCCGGUCAGUAACUUCUGCUUACAUUCUCUAUAAGAUAUCAAAACACGACCUAAUUUUUGAGUGGGAAUUCACAGAACACGAAGCCCUACAAACCCAGACAGACCAUCAUGAUCUUGGACAAAGUCGAUUUAUCGCAUAUCGCAAGUGCAUUCAAGUUGCGUGGCUACAGCAGCUGUAGUCCUGCCAGUUUGUCUAUACCAACUAGCAAAGGACCAGAUGCCGCAUCACGGGAAAGAGACAUGUUCGAAAGGGCGAAACAAAGGCGUCGCGCGGACGCAGAACAAGCAAGAAUGAAGCUGGCGAAGAAAGAUGCACGACUACGAAUUCGACAAUUCGAGGACCAACGUCGCAAGGAAGACUUUGAGAUCUGUACUCCAAAGCCAUCUUCAGAAACCACCGAAGUCGAUUCAGGAGUAUUCGUCUUCGAAGAUCCAAAGACUACAGCAAGCAAUGCCGAAAUCGUCUCCAAAAUUGUGUCGAAAUGGCGAGCCAGAGCCCGAUGGUCGAAAGCACUGCAGAAAGUCAGAAGUAUGAGUUCAGGAAGCUCCAAUAUUUCUCCCUCAGGUCGUCCGACGCUCAAACAACCCGAUCUGCUGUGUCCAGGUACCCCGACAAGGACUCGGGCGUCGUCUACCAGUUCCAUGAUGAGCCCUCGUACUCAGAUACUUCUCUCUUGAAGUAUCACACGAAUGACUUGCUGUCGCCGCUCACUCCAAGAAGAGCUCGCGCAUCAUCCACAGACUCUGUCAGGCUGGUUGUGACAUGAUGAAAGAAAGGAAUGGGUUGCAUGUAUAUAAUCAAUAAUCAAUAACGAUAUUAUGAUCAAAGGACGAUUAAACCGAC